AUUUGCCGCUAUGAUCAUUGGGGAAGCGCUACUGCUACAGGGGCGACGGUCUGCUCCACUUCACUGACUGAAGUAGGGAUGUCUACAGUGAAGAAGAAGGGGGAGGGAGGUACCACUUUGUCACAGGCUGCUAUGUAGAUUAACCUUUCAAUUAGUUGUUAUCAGGUCCUCUGUCUCAGCGCGAGCCUUCAGCGAAUCGUUUAGAGAUUAAAAAUACAAGGAAACCCCCCUAUGGAUGUGCCGCUGUGAGUGUGAUUAUUUAUAUCCGAUCGUCGUUUCAGUCAUCGUGUUAAUAAAGAAGAGGACUGUAUCCGAUAAAGAAAACUUGAAGAGUUAUCAUUUGGAUCUUGAAGGAACUAACGUCAUUCGAAGGAAUCGUGUUCCAGGUCGGUCGGUAACUGUCCCAACCUUCGAGGAAUUUACUAUCUAGCUAUUUUCAUCUUAUUUUGUUAGGUUACAUGUGAGCUUCUACCUUGGAGGAGGAUUUACUGCAGGAAUGUAUUGAUGUCGAGGUGGAACAUUACUUUUUGACCUUCAAGAUGUGUUGGAUGUAUCAAAUGUUUCACAACAACAAGGGAUAUUCUCUAUGGAUCACUUUUUCCUAAAUCUCAUUGUUUAACCAUGGUGGAACUUGCUAACCCUCUGUAUACGGAGUGGAUUCUAGAAGCAAUACAGAAAAUCAAAAGGCAAAAACAGAGGCCUUCCGAGGAGCGGAUUUGUCAUGCGGUGGCUACCUUACACAGAUUGGACAAGAGAACCGUUCUGGAGCAGUUGGAGUUAAGUGUUCACGAUGGUUCCAUUCUCAAAGUCACCAAUAAGGGGAGCGUGUCGUACAAAGACCCUGAGCACCCUGGGAGAGGAGUAUCUUCAUCAACAUCAUCGCUCAAACCUGUUAGUGCAAACCUCUCUGUCCCAUUGUCGAAAGGAUCUAUAUGGAAUCCCAGUGACCUUCGCCACGUUGACUGGAAUAAAAUUCUGAGGAGGGCCAUCGAGGGUCUGGAUGAUAACCACGGUUCCUCUCUGAAGAACAUCCAGAGGUACCUAAGGAACCAGGAUGAUCUAUCACAUGUCCUGGACAACCCGGGGUUUCAGCAGAGGUUACGACUGUCCGCCAAACGGGCAGUCAACAACGGCCGGCUGGAGAAGAACGGCCCACUCUACAGGUUGAACCAGGGGGGUAGUGGAGCGGAGGGGAGGAGCCAGAGGUGUCCAGGUGCUUCCCCAUUGGCUCUUCAGUGUGUCACUCUUCUUCCACACGAGAGCGACCAGCUACGCGCUGACCCCAUCCCAAUAUGCAGUUUCUGUUUCUCUCCCCAGCUACGCGCUGACCCCAUCCCAAUAUGCAGUUUCUGUUUCUCUCCCCAGCUACGCGCUGACCCCAUCCCAAUAUGCAGUUUCUGUUUCUCUCCCCAGCUACGCGCUGACCCCAUCCCAAUAUGCAGUUUCUGUUUCUCUCCCCAGCUACGCGCUGACCCCAUCCCAAUAUGCAGUUUCUGUUUCUCUCCCCAGCUACGCCCUGACCCCAUCCCAAUAUGCAGUUUCUGUUUCUCUCCCCAGCUACGCGCUGACCCCAUCCCAAUAUGCAGUUUCUGUUUCUCUCCCCAGCUACGCGCUGACCCCAUCCCAAUAUGCAGUUUCUGUUUGGGAACGAAAGAGUCCAAUCGGGACAAGAGGCCAGAACAGCUUCUCUCCUGUGCAGACUGUGGGAGCAGCGGGCACCCAUCUUGUCUGAAGUUCUCCCCAGAGCUGACCACAAAUGUGAAGAGAUUGCGAUGGCAAUGUAUAGAAUGCAAAACCUGUAGCUCCUGUCGAAUACAGGGCAAAAACGCUCGUGAAAUGACAGAAGGUGUAACAUCUAUGCAACAACAGGGAAGCCACCACACAGCCCCACACAUGCCUCCUGUCUCCUUGCAGGAUGAGAUGCUGUUCUGUGACUCUUGUGAUCGGGGGUUUCACAUGGAGUGCUGCAACCCACCACUCUCAAGGAUGCCAAAAGGUACCUGGGUCUGCCAGGUCUGCAGGCCCAAGGAAAAUGGAAAGAAACUGCUGCAUAAGAAAGCCGAUGAGAUCAAACGUCGAUAUGCAAAGCCAAUCGGGAGGCCCAGAAAUAAGCUCAAACAUAGAAUGUCUGUAAGCAGUGGUGACGGCUCCAUGCUAGCCCGGGGAGGAAGCGGGUCACCUGGUAGGGGUCAAACGCUUACCGUCUGUUCCACACCUUCAUCUGGUCAUGCAGCAUCUGUGAAGGACGCCACAGACAGAUUGGCUGUUGCUACAUCAGACCCCUGUUGGGCCGGUGACGCUGUCACCUUCACCACCCAAUUCACCACCUCCUCCUCCACCCCCUCCACCACCCCCCCCCUCACGCCCACCUCGUCCUCCUCCACCCCAGCAGUUACACUCACUGUUAACAAGAAAACCAAAGGGCUUAUUGAUGGGCUUUCCAAAUUCUUUACCCCCUCGCCUGUCGGCCGCAGGUCGUCGCGAGCCGGCGAAAUCAUAGACCCCUCUGCCCUGAAAGGGUCACAGUCUUGUUCUCCUGCUAGGAAAAAGCCGGACACUCCGCCGAAACUAUGGAAACUCACUCCGUCUCAGUCAGUUGUUGGCUUAGCUGCAAAGUCUGAUACAACUCCGAGUCAAAAGCUAACCACCACCACCAUAUCUCCCUGUACACUCCCUCCCCCCCCCCCACCGACGUCACUUGGACAUAGCCCCACCACAUCCCUGGUCUCCUCCAGCUCCACCUCCGCUAACUCCCCCCAGAGUUCUUCCAGCCAGUCUAGCGUCCCCUCCAUCACCAGUCUCUCUAAUCACAACCAACUUAAGGGACUCUUUGACGGACUCUCUCAUAUCUAUGCCACUCAGGGACAAUCUCGGAAAAAGGGACUGCCUUGCUACGCACCACCUAAGCGCAGACACCGUAAGCAGGACUUAGGGUCCUGUGCCACCGCGUCCAAAAUAUAUCCUCUCAUUCCCCAUCCUCCCCAACAGCGCCUCGGAAAGAAAGAGAUGACAAAGAAUAGGUUGUUGUUGUCGUCCCACUCCUCCCAUCCCAGGCCCGGCCGGCCCAGGGGGCGCCCCUUUAAGGUGGUCAGUCACUUCAGACGUAGCCCCUUUUUAAAAAAGCACAGGACGCUAGGCAGGCUAAGAUGUAGAGUGACCCCUCAGAAGGGACCCCAGGAAACACCAGGAAAGGGAGACAUGACAGACGAAGGAAGAAUUAAGGCAGAGCACGACCAUGGCUGUGAAGGUGAAUUGAGGGUGAAGCAGGAACCUGGCUUCGUAGCGGUCUCCAGGGAACAUGUCACAGAGGAAGACGUGGAGAUAUUCACACAGGUCCAAGAGCUCUCGUCGCAGAGAAAUGGAACCAUGACCAUCACUGACUCUGGACGAUACCCGGCUGUCAUUGAGUUUGGGAAGUAUGAAAUCCAAACCUGGCACUCUUCGCCUUACCCACCGGAAUACUCAAGAUUGCAAAAGCUUUACCUGUGUGAGUUCUGUCUGAAGUACAUGAGAUGCAAGAACAUCCUCCAGCGACACGCCAAGAAGUGUGGCUGGUUUCAACCUCCAGCCAAUGAGAUUUACAGGAAGGAUGACCUUUCAGUGUUCGAGGUUGAUGGAAAUGUCAGCAAGCUCUUCUGCCAAAACCUCUGCCUGUUAGCCAAGCUGUUCCUGGAUCACAAGACCCUAUAUUACGACGUGGAGCCUUUCCUUUUUUACAUACUAACAAAGAACGACGAGAAAGGCUGUCACCUUGUGGGUUAUUUCUCCAAGGAAAAGCUUUGCCAGCAGAAAUACAAUGUCUCCUGUAUAAUGAUCAUGCCUCAGUACCAAAGGCAAGGCUUUGGAAGGUUCCUCAUUGAUUUCAGUUACCUUCUGACGAGGCAGGAAGGACAAGCUGGCUCCCCAGAGAAGCCUCUGUCAGAUCUGGGUCGCUUAUCCUACCUGGCAUAUUGGAAAAGUGUCAUGGUAGAGUACCUUUAUAAGCAGCCAGAUAAACACAUCAGCGUUAAAGGAAUAAGCAGGGCCACUGGGAUGUGUCCGCAUGAUAUCGCCGCUACUCUCCAGCAUCUCUGCAUGAUUGACAGGCAGAACGGCAGGUUUGUGGUGAUCCGAAGAGAGCGGUUGAUCCAGAGGCACAUGGAGAAGCUGCGAGCCAGCCCCAGGCUGAACCAGGUUGACCCUGACGCACUGCACUGGACCCCCAGCCCCAGGCUGAACCAGGUGGACCCUGACGCACUGCACUGGACCCCCAGCCCCAGGCUGAACCAGGUGGACCCUGACGCACUGCACUGGACCCCCGCAGUGGCCCUCAACGCUGUCCUGUCUGAGGAGGAGAGAGAGCUCGAGAUGGAUGCUGAGCGACUGAAGGAGCAGGCUAGUUGGGAGAAUGAAGAGAGAGCAGUGUCCUAUCUGGUGACUAGCAUACAUCACCCUCGUCCUCCCACUAAGGUCUACAGUAAGAACCCCUUCAGAACAUACGAGCGUCGCCCCACAACCGCUGGAGACCAAAGACUGCACGACUCUGAGGAAUGUAGUGAUGACGAAGAUGAGGAUGAUUCUGAUGGAUCGCCGCCCAUCCUAACGAAAGCCCAUGCUAUGUUUGGUGUCAAGAGAAAGAGAGAGAGAGCUGAGAGAGCUGUCAUGCUCAAGAAAAGAGGUCGCAAGAGAAGAAGGAUUAAUAGCAGUGUGACGACUGAGACCAUCUCGGAGACGACGGAGGUUCUGAACGAACCGUUUGACAACUCUGAGGACGAGAGGCCCAUGCCCCUGCUGGAGAGGACCUGCAGGGUGGGUGAGAUGGAAGAGGAGGAGGCGGAGGGGCUGAGGAAACCAGUGAAGAGACGCAGAGGUCGUCCGCGGCUGGAGAAAAACAUAGACAGAGACAAUCGUGAACACUGGAAUGAAGUCCUGUCAAAGAAACCGGGCAGGCCUCGAGCGGUUAAGCGCAAGAAGGGCUGGCCCAAAGGAGUGAAAAGGGGACCUCCAAAAUGGCGUCUGAAGAAGGAGAGGAAGAUGGGUUUCAAGCUGAACCUGUACACUCCCCCCGAGACGCCGCUGGAGGCCGAGGAGCCCCACAUCCAGGCCGAGGAGCCCAAGGAGGAGCCGGAGGACCAGGACAAGGCCUCGACCAUCACGGAGGAGGGGUCAGAGCCGGGCAGAGACCUGGCCGGUCGGGACACAGAUAUGGACAAGCGCCUGCCCUCAGAGCCCCACAGUCCCAUGGAGGAAGAGAGUCCUAGUAAACUGAGCUCCCCUGGGGUAUCUCCUGUGGCUUCUCCCAUGGCCUCUUCUCCAGUACCCUCCCCUAUGGCCUCUAGAGCUAGCUCCCCAGUCUUCUCUCCUGUUGGCUCCGCUAUGGGUUCUCCCGUCAGAUCCCCCAUCUGUGACGAGCCACCGGAGGAGGACCCACAAGACAGUGAGCACGGGGACUCUCAAGCUCCUUCUCCAUCCAAACAGCUGGACCACAGCACUGAAAGAUCAGCCGAGGAUGAUGAAGAGGCCACUCACCUGGACGCGGACGAUGAAGACGAGAGUCGCAUGGAGUCGACGGCAGAGCCAGAGAAAGAGGAGCGGAAGCAAGAGCCAGAGCCUUGUCAGGAGCCUCCUGAAGCGGAGUCCUGCACCACCCUGACUUUUUUACAUCCAAAUGACAACAAUAAGGAUUCUGAACGACGUCAGGAGGGGUCUGAAGGGAUGGCCUAUAGGCGCGAGGUGGAGCGGCCGGCCAACACUGGAGACGAGAGAAGAGACGGUAUCCAGGAACAGGCACCAACCGCAGUAGCAGCAGUAGACUCUGACCACCCCGUUGACUCAGAGUCAGAGGAGAGUAGCAGUCAGGAGGCUCCACGCCAGCCCCAGCAGACAGAAAGGGAUAGAGAGAGGCUUGCUGCUCUGAAUCCUUCUGCUGUGCUGAGAGACCGAGAGGAGGACCGAGAGACGGCCCAGGCCGUGCAGAGCCUCACCCAGGAGACAGCCCGCGACACAGAGACACCGCAGGACAGCUCCAGCUCGGUGUUCCACCAGGAGGCGAGCCACAGCCUGAAGACCCACCCCAUGGUCCCCCAUAGCCCCCCUCACACCCUAACCUCGCUGGACGAAGGCUGCCCCCAGUCGGACCACAGCAGCCCCCUGUCCUCGGCCCACUCCCACCCCAGCCAGUCGGUGCGCUCUGUCAGCAGCCCGGCUGUGUCCAUCCUGGAGAGUAGCGGAGGCAGCAGCAGUGGUAGUGGCGCAGGAGGAGGUUAUACCCAGAUCAGCCCUGACCAUGGCUCCAGCGGCGGAGCCUCCAUCUCAGUCCCCUCCUCCCUCCACAACAUGGAGACCAGCCCCAUGAUGGACGUGCCGUCGGUGUCGGACCACUCGUCCCAGCAGGUGGUGGACAGCGGCUUCAGCGACCUGGGCUCCAUCGAGAGCACCACAGAGAACUAUGAGAACCCCAGCUCCUACGACUCCACGCUGGGGGGCAGCAUCUGUGGCGGGGCCGGGGGUCCGGGCGGACCUGGAGGCCCCCCUCAGAACAGCUGUUCCUACGGCCCCCUCCCCCCCAGCGGCCUGGUGCAGAGCAGCUGUGCCGUCAGCCAGCAAAUGGGGGGCGUCAACCCUGGAAGCUGUGGCAUGAUUCAGCAGAAUAGCCUGAGCUCCCCGCAGCACUGCAACGUCAAGUCACCACAGGGCUGUGUGGUGGUGGUGGAGAGACCACCGAGUAAUGGUCAACACAGUCAGAGGACUCAGCACAGUCACAGUCAACACAGCCAGCACAGUCACAGUCAAACAAUCACACACAAUCCCCAUGGCCAUACUAGGCACACUAUCACUCCACACAAUCAGCAUCCGCAACACAAUCAGCCUCACAGCACUCCACACAAUCAACACAGCCAGAUAACGCAACACAACCCACACACACACCCUGAACACAGUCAGCCACAUGGUGUACAUCACAAUCAACACAGCCUUCACAAUCAACACGGUCAACACAGCCUUCACAAUCAACACGGUCAACACAGCCUUCACAAUCAACACGGUCAACACAGCCUUCACAAUCAACACAGCCACAGUCAGCAACAGGCCAUGACACAGUGCGGCAUGCCUACCAACUUCACGGCGCCCAUUCAGCUAGCUGACAUCCCUGAGUCAGGCAACCCCAACCUGAGCAGCAUCUAUGAGAGGAUGAACCAGGAGGGCUAUGGCAGCGGUCAUUACUCCCAGCCCUCGGCCACCUUCAGCCUGGCCAAACUGCAGCAGCUGACCAACACCCUCAUAGACCACCCUCACUCUCUGCCUUUCAACCACUCUGCCUCCCACUCCCACCCUAUCACAUCCUAUGCAAACAGUACCUCCCUGUCAUCACACUCGCAGCACUCUGGCAUGGUGUCUCUGUCCCAGUCCCCCCACCCCGGCCACCCUCGCCCCCAUGGGGUCUCUCCUCACCCCGGUGGCCCCCAGGUCCAGGUGCAGGCCACCAUGACCCCCCCUCUGACCUCCCCCCAACCCCUCAGUUCCCCACAGAUGAUGCUGCAGCGCAACGCCAUGGGCAUCCCCAACAUCCCUACCUCCCAGUGGACUCUACAGGCUCAGAUGGCCCCCGGGGGACCCAAGGGCCCCACACACAUUGCCAUGCGCUCCAAGUCAGCGGCCUCUGGUCUCUCCUCCCACCCACACCACCAGCAGCAGAUGUAUAGCCACACCCGCGGGCCCCCCCAGACAGUCACCAUGCAGGCCCCCUCAUCCCGGACGCUGGCAGCCAUGCCAAGGGGCAUGAACAUGGGCACGGUCAACAUCAUGCCUGCCCCUGGCAAUCCCUACAACCAUGCUGUUAGUGUCAACUCCAUGAACAUGCCCUCUGCCGCCAUCAACCACGCCAUGAACGGUUACCACGUCACAACCCAGGGGCCAACCAUGAUGGCGGCCAACGGUGGUUACCACAGCAACCAGAUGUCGGGCCACCAGAUGACGGCGGCCUACAUGAACCAGUCGCCCGGGGCCCAGUACGCCUCUAUGCAGAUGGGCAUGAUGGGAACACAGCCAUACCCCCAGCAACCCAUGCAGGCUCCGCCGCACAGCAACAUGUACUCUUCAGCUGGUCAGCACGGAUACAUGACCAACACCGGACCCAUGUCCAAGCAGACACUCAAAGGGCCUUUCAUCAGACGGUAACCCAUGGUUACUAACCUAACGGUUAACGAAACCGUAACUAAUGACAAACAAACUGAAUCAAUCUGAAUGGAUGUUUAAAUCACACAAAUGUGCAUUAUUAUUACUAUGAGUCCUAGAUGCACAAAUUUGGCCUCUUUUUGUUUGUUGAUAAUGUUUGUUUCUUUGUUUUCAUUUUGUUUAUAGUUACUUAAAAACCAGCACUUGGAAAGAAUGCAAAAAGUUUCAUCAACAAGCAAACUUUUUACAACAAGCUACUAUCUAUGUCAAAGUAUUUUUGUUCCUAACAGAUUUGUGUUCCUUUUAGGUUCUAAGCCUUACGUCAUGAAGAUAAAAAUGUAUUUAAUUAGUAUUAGUCUCCCUGGUCACUCCUUAGUGUAGAGGGGGGAGGAGACUGGAAAGAGAUUUCAUCACCGGGAGUGAGUGUAGUUAUGUAGCAGCCUCAAACUAAGCCAUCUAAUGUGCCUGCUACAAACAGACUUAAACAAGUGGAUAUUCCUAGAACCUGUUCAGUGUACCUGUCUAACAGUGCUGACGAUUAGUUUGUACUAUACUCAUGCCUUUGUAUAUUUAAAUUAUUGUACUUAUUUUGUAAAGCAUGCUUCGGUCUCCAGUCUCCGUUAGUAACAGUGCAUUGAGUAGUACUGUACAAGUGUUGUGCUUAAUAGUAAGCCAUUCUAAAUAUAUUUUGGCCUUUAUUAGGUUCCCCCUCUCACAGGGCGGGGGAGAAAGAUGAAACUAUAUUUUGUUAAUUCUAAUAAUGUAAAAAAAAAUGUGUAAACUUCUUUAGUCCUGUUCUUCUGUAUGUUUGAGAGGUUUCAUUGCUCUGUAUGUAUAAUUCUGAAGUCUUUUGUAACAGAUGUCCUUCCUUGAGGCAGCUUUUCUGUUUUAUAACACAGAAGACUGAUUUCUGUCAAGAUAACUAAGCAUAUCUCAGUGUUUGUACCCUGACUCUGAUUCUAAAACAUUUCAAAGAGGUGUACCAAUGUCGAGAAAUGUGGCUGAAUUUAAAAAAAAACAACUAAAUGAUUGAUGAUUAUUAUUAUUAAUAAUAAAGAAAUAUACAUUUAGUCCAAAGUCGAUAUUUUACAUAAAGCCUUUAAAAAGUAA
This is a messenger RNA of Salmo salar (Atlantic salmon), 9261 nucleotides long. The record is from RefSeq and is a predicted model, not a curated record. NCBI's taxonomy places the organism in Eukaryota, Metazoa, Chordata, Actinopteri, Salmoniformes, Salmonidae.